Molecule: messenger RNA, 222 nt
Organism: Stereum hirsutum FP-91666 SS1
Lineage: Eukaryota; Fungi; Basidiomycota; Agaricomycetes; Russulales; Stereaceae
Exons: 1
Source: RefSeq, a predicted model, not a curated record
AACCCCAAUUACAUCGCACGCCCUCGCAACUCCUUCAUUAUUUUCCGAGGACUCAUGUGCACGUUAUUCUGCCCUCCAGAGGCGAAGGACAUGUCAGCAUGGGUGGCAUGGCAAUGGUCCCUUUUAUCUCCGGAGUCGAAGCAGCACUUCCAGGACCUCGCGAAGGAGGAAAAACGCAGGCACACCCUCAAAUAUCCAACCUAUGAGUACAAGCCGGACCAU